Acomys russatus (golden spiny mouse) is the source of this 2027-nucleotide messenger RNA. RefSeq names its product tweety family member 3 (gene Ttyh3). Gene Ontology annotation, cellular component: plasma membrane. Lineage: Eukaryota; Metazoa; Chordata; Mammalia; Rodentia; Muridae. The record is from RefSeq and is a predicted model, not a curated record. Gene Ontology annotation, molecular function: volume-sensitive chloride channel activity; intracellularly calcium-gated chloride channel activity. The transcript is spliced from 15 exons. The coding region runs from base 156 to 1736 and encodes 526 amino acids.
CGGAGCCGAGCGGUGCCGAGCCGGGCCGAGCCGGGCCGUGCCGUGGCCCACUAUAGCAGGCACGAUGCGGGCAGCUGAGCAGGGGUCGGCGGGUCCCUGAGCCCCGUGCACCGGGCGGCGAGGGAAGCCCGGCGCAGCACCCGUGGCCUCCCGCCAUGGCCGGGGUCAGCUACGCGGCGCCCUGGUGGGUGAGCCUCCUGCACCGGCUGCCGCACUUCGACCUGCGGUGGGAGGCUACCAGCAGCCAAUUCCGGCCCGAGGACGUCGACUACCAGCAGGCGCUGCUGCUGCUGGGGGCCGCUGCCCUGGCCUGCCUGGCCCUAGAUCUCCUCUUCCUGCUCUUCUAUUCCUUCUGGCUGUGCUGCCGGCGGAGGAAGACCGAUGAACACCUCGAUGCUGACUGUUGCUGCACCGCCUGGUGUGUCAUCAUUGCCACCUUGGUCUGCAGUGCGGGCAUCGCAGUGGGAUUCUACGGCAACGGGGAGACCAGCGAUGGCGUUCAUCGAGCCACCUACUCCCUCCGCCAUGCCAACCGCACAGUGGCAGGGGUCCAGGACCGCGUGUGGGACACGUCUGCGGCCCUGAACCGCACAGCAGAGCCAAACCUGCAGAGCCUGGAGAAGCAGCUGGCUGGGCGGCAGGAGCCACUGAGGGCUGUGCAGCGGCUACAGAGCCUGCUGGGGACACUGCUGGGCUACACUGCCACCAUCCCCUUUUGGAGGAACCCUGGAGUAUCGCUGGAGGUGCUAGCUGAACAGGUCGACCUCUAUGACUGGUACAGGUGGCUGGGGUACCUGGGUCUGCUGUUGCUUGAUGUCAUCAUCUGCCUCCUGGUGCUGGUGGGCCUCAUCCGCAGCUCCAAGGGUAUCUUGGUUGGGGUCUGCUUGCUGGGUGUCUUGGCCCUGGUCAUCAGCUGGGGUGCACUGGGCUUGGAGCUGGCCGUGUCUGUGGCCUCCAGCGACUUCUGCGUAGACCCUGACACCUUUGUGACCAAGAUGGUGGAGGAGCACUCAGUACUGAGUGGGGACAUUUUACAAUACUACUUGGCUUGCUCACCCCGUGCCACCAACCCCUUUCAGCAGAAGCUGUCAGGCAGCCACAAGGCUCUGGUAGAAAUGCAGGAUAUCGUGGCCGAGCUGCUGAGGAGUGUCCCGCGGGAGCACCCAGCCACCAAGGAUCCCUUGCUCCGAGUCCAGGAGGUGCUAAAUGGCACGGAAGUGAACCUCCAGCACCUUACCGCCUUGGUGGACUGCCGGAGCUUGCACCUGGACUACGUCCAGGCCCUGACAGGCUUCUGCUACGAUGGUGUGGAGGGUCUCAUCUACCUGGCCUUCUUCUCCUUCAUCACAGCCCUCAUGUUCAGCUCCAUCGUCUGCAGUGUUCCACAUACCUGGCAACAGAAGAGAGGCCCAGAUGAGGAUGGGGAAGAGGAGGCUGCCCCAGGGCCACGGCAGGCACACGACAGCCUCUACCGAGUGCACAUGCCCAGUCUGUACAGCUGCGGAAGCAGCUACGGCAGUGAGGCCAGCAUCCCGGCCGCCGCCCACACCGUCAGCAAUGCCCCGGUCACCGAGUACAUGAGCCAGAAUGCCAAUUUCCAGAAUCCCCGCUGUGAGAACACCCCCCUCAUUGGGCGCGAGUCCCCACCGCCCUCACGCUACCUGGCUGCCCUGGACUCUGGCAGCCAUGCAGGCUGGCAAUUUAAACCCAUGGACAGCGCCCGAACACUGUGGUAGCUGUACCCUCAGAGUGACAGUACACCUCCAGCAUGAGAGCCAAAUACCUCGCCACGAGCCAGCCUCGCCCCGACUCCAGCGGCAGCGGGCACUAGACCGCACACCGGCCAGCCAUCUGUCCCCACGUGCCAAUCGCCCCACCCUUCCUAUGCCAGCACUGCUGCUUCCAUCCCGCCGGACCCUCUGCAAGCCUCACCGGGCCAGCCCUAGGCACCACUGAUGGCCCCCCACUAUACCCACCCUGCAGGAGGCACUCAGCAUGAGACCCGAGCCAGCCUGAGAAAUGAGGCU